Molecule: messenger RNA, 237 nt
Organism: Prunus armeniaca (apricot)
Lineage: Eukaryota; Viridiplantae; Streptophyta; Magnoliopsida; Rosales; Rosaceae
Source: the annotation of a GenBank genome assembly
AUGAGUUCAAGUACUGCGUCCACAAUAGCAUACCCUGAACCUUCUUAUUACAAGUGGGCUACACCACCAAAGCCUGUUUACUUGUGGGCUUCAAAAAAACAACCUGCCCGUUGUCCCAAAACAGCAGCUUCAAAUCCUCCUCCCCCUCCUCCUCAUCGACCUACCGACACCAAGACGAAGGAUGGCGGAUUCUGGAAGCGUUGGUUUGCUGGCUUCUGUUGCUGCUGCUGUUUUUAA